Messenger RNA from Fusarium pseudograminearum CS3096, 312 nucleotides. RefSeq lists its product as uncharacterized. NCBI's taxonomy places the organism in Eukaryota, Fungi, Ascomycota, Sordariomycetes, Hypocreales, Nectriaceae. The record is from RefSeq and is a predicted model, not a curated record. The coding region runs from base 1 to 312 and encodes 103 amino acids. The transcript is spliced from 3 exons.
AUGGCUACCAGCAAAACUACCCAAGACGAGCAAUCAUCUUCAACCAACCAACAAAACAAUUCCUCAAGCGAAAAUGAGUCAAGGCAAAUGCAAAAGUCAAACAACAAUCAGUCAAAUGGCCAAGAUCAACAAGUUAUGCAACCAGCAGGUCAAGAAACGGAGAAGAAGCAAAAGAGUAGUGCACCUCGUGUGAAACUAGACAUGGAUCUCGAUAUUGAGCUGGAACUCAAGGCAAAGAUUCAAGGCGAUCUUGAAUUAGCAGUUUUACUUGAUGAGACUAUAAUGAUUAACGUCACUCCAGCAAAGUCGUGA